Camellia sinensis is the source of this 1152-nucleotide messenger RNA. RefSeq lists its product as uncharacterized. The record is from RefSeq and is a predicted model, not a curated record. NCBI's taxonomy places the organism in Eukaryota, Viridiplantae, Streptophyta, Magnoliopsida, Ericales, Theaceae.
AUAUUGAAAGGGCUUGUGAUAUAAAAGCCAACCCAUCUCAACCAUACUUGACAGAGCUUUUCUAAAGGGAUAUGAUGAGAAGUAUCAGAAUGAGUUGGUAUCUGAUAAAUAUAAUUGUUCUGAGUUUCACGUUUAGUAGUCUUUCAGAGGCUCAGCAUGAGAAGAAGCUUCCCUCUGCUGUUGUUGUUGGCACUGUUUACUGUGACACAUGCUUCCAAGAGCAUUUCUCCAAGACUAGCCACUUCAUUUCAGGAGCAUUGGUUGCAGUAGAAUGCAGAGGCACAAGAAGUUCAACACCAAGUUUCCACAAGGAAGUGAAAACAAAUGAGCAUGGAGAAUUCAAAGUUCAUCUACCUUUCUCGGUUACCAAACAAGUCAAGAAAAUCAAGAAAUGUUCAGUAAAAUUAAUCAGCAGCAGUGAGCCCCAUUGUGCCGUGGCAUCAACAUCAACUUCAUCUUCACUCCAUCUCAAGUCAAGAAAUCAAGAAACUCACAUUUUCUCAGCUGGGUUUUUCACUUUCAAUCCUCCCAAACAGCCCAAAUUAUGUAAGGCAUUCAAUUCCAAGAAAUACUCAACUCUAUUAUCAAGUGGAAUGGUAUCUCAGCAGCAAAUUUUCAGCCCAAUUCCACAAAUACCCCUCAUCCCUUCGCCACCACCGGCUUUUGGAAUUAUUCCAUUGCCGCCAAAUCCACUUCAACCGCCUUCAAUCGUGCCACCAAACCCCCUUUUGCCUCCACCGCCUUCAAUUCUUCCUCCAAACCCGCUUCAACCACCGCCUUCAAUAUUUCCUCCUAACCCAUUUCAGCCUUCGCCGCCACUUUUCCCUCCAAUUUUACCACCUGUCCCGGUUUUAACUCCUCCUUCUCCACCACCUCCGGCAAUCCCAAUUAUUCCUCUACCUCCAGGAUUCCCUGGAAUUCCACCGGCCUCUCCCUUGCCUUGAUUAAACACACAUCUUUAUAUCAAUGAAUAAUUCUCCAAUAAUAAUGGUUCCGUUUUGUUGUUUUUUUUUUUUUGAAAAUUGUUUUGGAUAUGAUAAUGUGUUGAUCAAGUGGGACUACGUGUAAUUCAGUGGUGUCACACCACUGAACUUUCAAGUUUGGUUUAAAUAUAUAUGAAAUUUUAUUUAGUAAUUCUCGAUUUUAACAAAA